AAUGCUUCUCCUGCAAAUGACAAGACAGUUGAUAUCCCCAACAAUGAACCAGAAGCAGGUGAAAAAACGGUUAUCGAAACUGACGUGGGAACAAUUGAGCUCAAGCGGGAACUGGGCCUUCCUGGAGGGAUCUCUUUCAUUGUUGGUUGUAUCAUAGGGUCCGGUAUCUUCGUCUCACCCAGAGGAGUUUUAGAAUCCACAGGUUCAGUGGCCCUGUGUCUGAUCGUGUGGGGCGCUGCUGGUGUGAUCUCACUUCUUGGGUCUCUGUGUUACUGCGAGCUGGGAACUUUGAUCCCCAGGUCAGGAGGCGAGUACUCAUACAUACGUGGUGCGUAUGGCAAUAUGCUGGCAUUCCUCUACACAUGGGUGUCUGUCAUCUUGAUCAAACCAGCAGGCUUGGCUAUCAUGUCACUGACGUUUGGAGUAAACUUUUCCUCUGUGUUUGAGAUGUGUGGACUUCCUGCAAUGCCUCAGAAGUUGGCAGCUGUUACCUGCUUACUGACCAUCAUGCUGUUGAACUGCUACAGUAUCAAGUUAUCUGCCUGGCUCCAGAUAGUGACCACAGUAGCCAAACUGGCCGCCCUGUUUGUGAUUAUUAUCGGAGGCAUUUACAAGAUAACACAAGGUUACACUACGGAAAUCAUGUCGGGAUUUGAAGGAUCGCUGUCGGAUGGGGCAACAAUUGCUUAUGCUUUCUACAGUGCGCUGUGGGCCUAUGAUGGAUGGAACAAUUUGAACUAUGUAACAGAAGAACUCAAGGAGCCUCACAAAAACCUACCACGCGCCAAUAUUAUCAGUAUCCUCUGCGUCAUCGUCAUCUACGUGCUAACAAAUUUAUGCUAUCUGACCGUUUUAACCAAAGCAGAGAUGCUCGAAUCUUCAGCCGUCGCAAUGCUGUGGGGUGAUCGAGUCCUCUACUCUGCCGCCGUGAUCAUGCCUCUUGCAGUGAUGGUUUCCACGUUGGGUUCGACAAACAGCAGUGCUUUUUCUGGUGGAAGGUCACUGCUUUCAGCCGCUCGAGAUGGAAACUUUCCAGAAGUCUUAAGUUUCAUCAACGUGAAACAGUUAACACCUAUCCCAUCCAUGGUGGUUACGAUCUUGUUGGCUGUUAUCUUUGUGCUCAUCGGCGACAUCGGCAGCCUCAUUGACUUCUUCAGCAUCUGCACCUGGCUGUUUUAUGGUCUGACCUUUAGUACGGUGGUCUACUUCAGGUUCAAGAUGAGGGAUGCAGUCCGACCCUAUAAG
Candidula unifasciata is the source of this 1245-nucleotide messenger RNA. The record is from the annotation of a GenBank genome assembly. NCBI's taxonomy places the organism in Eukaryota, Metazoa, Mollusca, Gastropoda, Stylommatophora, Geomitridae.